AACACAGGAAUUCGGCGUCCUAAAGCUUUCGUGAAGUGUUUUGUGCCGUAAGAUUUAUGGCGAAACGAGCCUAAGUUUCAAUAAAAUGUUGGUAUCAAUUUGAAUUCAAAUAAAAACAGACAUGGAAAUCAAAAGGCUUUUCCUGGUUAGCUUUUUUUGCUAUGUAUCGAAUUGUUUUGCAUUCAGAGGGUACAAGCACAGUUACAUAAGACACCCUUCAGAUGACGACGAAAUUACCCAUGGAUUUCAUUUAUCAAAGAGUUACCCAGCACAUCGGAUAAGAAAACAGAACAUUGAGUCAGAAAAUCCGUCAAAACGAGGAUUUCUGGCCAACCUAGCAACAUUGCUAAAUGACGCAGAUGUGUUGUCAAAGAAAAACAGUGGUAUAGCAAAGUCGGCCAUUACACCUCUGUCAUUGGCAAAAUCUGAGCCGACUGAUCGUCCAUCGCCAAAAGUAACAACGGAGAAUUCCGUAGCAAGGUCUCUAACAGAAAGACACGGGGCUGACAAAAAUGAGCCCACGCCAUCGGCUGGUUCAGUUGAAAGUACUCUAAAAAUAGAGGGAAAAGACUCAGCACCGAUUUUCGCGCUCUUUCACGGCAAAAUUGUGCCACUAGGGAAACUUCCUGAUUCAUCAUUUAAGAAGAGCCAUACAGAGACACGAUAUGACGAAAACAAAAGCAAAGAGGUUUCAGAAAAAUUGGAAAAUCACAAGUCAGAUGGUGUGGAGAAAGGCGAGGCAAAGAGCGAAGUGCGUGUGGCAGAGAAGAAACAACAUACAUCGAGUGCUGAAGAGAACGAGAAAAAGGACAAGUCUAAAUCACUCUCACCAUUACAGCUCAGCAGGCUCUCUUCAUACUUUCAUAACUUAGAUUCGAAGAACAAGGCUGAUACAGAGACAAGGAUGGUCAAAUCACGAAUCAAGGAUGUCACUGGUACAGCGAAGGAUGAAGUGCCAGAAAUAAUGCCAGCGAUUAGGAACUCUGAGUUUCUCAAGCACGUUAAAGGAAUCGUUCUAGAUGAUGGAAAAAUGGUGAGCUUCAAAGGAAAGCAAGCAGAAGUAGAGAAUGAACAAGCAGGAGAAAGCGAAAAGACGGAAGAUGCUGCCCAGAGAUCUGGAGACACUGAGAAGAGUUAUGCAAUUGACAGCAGCUUGUUGUCACAACUGACGAAGAGCAAGGAGAAAACAGCUGAUCCAGUGGCACGUGACACCCAAAGUGUCAUGCUGAAUUUGGAUACAUUGAAGGGCUUAUUAAAGAAAUCUAAUGACGGAGUUUCACUUGCGAAAUUGCUGAACAAACCAACAGAAGGUGCAGCGGCAAACACGCAGGAUGAAGACCCAGGAACCAUUGAAGAUUUUGCUGCUGGAGGAUUGAAAAAAACGAACGAGUUCAGGGCGGAACAUCAUUCUCCGCCUUUGAUUUGGUCGGACGAUUUAGCCAGCGAGGCACAGAAGAUGGCGGAGCAUUUAGCAGACCUCAAGUCGUUGGAAAUAUCCAAUGACUUGGAAAAGAAGGGUUACGGGGAAAAUGUAGCAAAAGUCUGGGCGAACUUCAAGACCGCUGGCGAAGCUGCGACAAAUAUGUGGUACCACCAAAGCGAAAACUAUCAUUUCGAUGAUCCGCAUUUAGACCAGAACACAGGACAAUUCGCGCAGCUCAUUUGGAAGGACUCGAAAGAGCUUGGAAUGGGAGUUGCAAAAAGUAUCGACGAUAUAAACAAUAAGUACGUAUAUGUCGUUGCGCUGUAUCGCCCACCUGGCAACAUCGAAACCACGUUACGAGAGAACGUGUUAAAGAGGGGAAAUGAUACGACAGAUGUAUACUCUACUUUCUUUAAACGAUCGCAGCAAAUAAAGGAAAGCGCAGUGCUGUUGCCUAAACACGAAGGAAAAUCAAAUGAUAACAACUAGCUCAACGUACAGCUUUAUAUUCGUAGUAACAUGGAACUAGAACAUGGUAGUAACAAAACCGCAAGAACCAUGGACUAGCAGUGACAUUAGUUCACAAUGACGACGUACAUGUUCUGAAGCAAACAAAGGAAUGUGUGAUUAUCCAUAGUUUAUAAAUGAACAAUUACAGGGUGGCACAAUGACUGGUAACACUGCUUACAUCGUGUCUGGCAUCAUACUGCACCAUUCCCUUUCUCCAAAGCUUCCCUAGCGUUUACAAUUUUAGGGGCAGCUGUCCGUGACAACUUUCACACCAGCUGACUACUCUUUGAUAAAAACCCUUUUCCUUGUCCUUGAUAAAAAUAUUUUUUGUAUACAACAAUCAGACGGUUUUCGUCAGAAAUAAGCAUCGUGGGUGGAAAUGAAAUGGAAGCAAUUCUCAUAAAAACUGGAAAAAAAUUAUUAUAAGCAACAUAAUUCAGUAUUGGCACAAACUGAUUGCCCUUUAGACAAAUACCCUUUCCACUUUCGAGGCAGUAUUAUACGUCAGUUUACUACGAAACUGGCACUGUCAGCAUCAAGGCUUAGGUUUUGCCCCUCAUUACAACUGUCAAUACAUAAUUGACUUCAUCUCCUCUAGCUGGAACACUAUAGCGACUUCUGGGAAACAUUUGAUAUACGACAGUUUGAAGGUUAAUCGUUUUCGGGACAAGAAGUACUUUUAAGCGUAGAUUUGUAAAAUCAAUUUGACUGCAUAUUCUUUUUGUAAAUAAAUUUAUGCCACUACACUCGAAUACAACUGUCAAAGAUAUAAACCUUAAAUAUUUUUCAGUACCCUCGCGGCAAUGGCCAAUCGAGACAAAUUGAAACAAAUUUGGGAUUGUAUUAUUCGCAUUUGAGUAAAGUAUUUUUGUAAAGCAGAAUAAAACAACCAAGAUUUGAAGUAACUUGCUAUUUUUGAAAAACAUUUUACUUGUUGAUUCAACGAAAGACUGC
Molecule: messenger RNA, 2887 nt
Organism: Rhopilema esculentum
Lineage: Eukaryota; Metazoa; Cnidaria; Scyphozoa; Rhizostomeae; Rhizostomatidae
Source: RefSeq, a predicted model, not a curated record